GAGGAUGUUGAGUGGUAGAGGAAAACAGACCGAGCAUAGACCUGAAAAUGAUUACUCCUGGAAUCUAUGUUUCCGAAUAGGGAUGUUACUCAAAUUGUAGUUUGAAUAAUACUUAGGCAGCGGGUUUGUCCGAUAGUUAUUUGUUUCCAGCAUCGCUUCCGUUAUCUUUCAAUGUUUUGGGUGUUUCUUAGUCAUUCUGGGGUUAAUUCCACUAUGAUCUGUUUGCGAUGUGCUUGUGGUGAGUCAAGCUUAGGAUAGUUGGCUCAGUGAUUUACACAGUAGGCUGUUGGAAAAGGAGUACCUUCAAAAGUAAAGUAUGGAUCUAAAGUCCAGUUUUCAAGGUUUUGGUGUUUCUGUGGUGGACUCCAGGAGGAGGUGGGCAGCAGCAGCAGGUGAUCAUUAGCUUUUUCCUGGGGCGCAGAUGGGAUACAUCAGACUUCAGAUAGGGCCUGGCUGGGAGAGGGAGUGAGAAUGGACAACCUUUCCGACUUUGGGUCCCUAUGUCCGUCCAGCAGGAGGGAAUGGGACACCAGCAGCUGUGUGGACGAUUUGAUGGACGAAGAUGAUAAAGACAGGGCAAAAAGGGCAUCUCGGAACAAAUCAGAAAAGAAAAGAAGAGACCAAUUCAAUGUGCUCAUCAAGGAGCUAUGCACCAUGCUGCAGGGCCAAGGCCAUCCACGCAAGAUGGACAAGUCUACCAUACUGCAGAGAACUAUUGACUUCCUGCAGAAACAGAAAGAAAUCACAGCACAGACAGAGUCAUGUGAGAUCCGGCAGGACUGGAAGCCUUCGUUCCUUAGUAAUGAGGAGUUCACCCAGUUGAUGCUGGAGGCUUUAGACGGUUUCCUCAUAGCACUAACUACAGAUGGAAACAUUAUAUAUGUGUCCGACAGUGUGUCUUCACUCAUUGGCCAUUUACCGUCAGAUAUGGUGGACCAAAAUAUCUUGAACUUCCUCCAUGAGCGUGAGCAUGGGGAGGUCUAUAAGCUGCUAUCAUCCCACAUGCUGAUGACUGACCCCAUCUCUGCUGACAUCCUGGACAGUAAGACACACAUUGAGUUCUGCUGUCAUUUAGCCAGAGGAAACAGCCACCCAAAAGAACCGCCUACAUAUGAGUAUGUUAAAUUUGUCGGAGAUUUGAAGUUUCAUAACAAUGUGCCUACAUCUUCUUGUAACGGGUUUGAUUUGACAUUACCAAGAACCCUGCCGUCAUCGUUGGAAGAGCAGGUCUGCCUUGUUGCCACUGUACGAUUAGUCACUCCUCAAUUUUUAAAGGAUUUGUGUAAUGUGGAAGGUCCCUGUGAUGAAUUCACAUCCAGACACAGCCUUGAAUGGAAGUUCCUGUUCUUAGAUCACAGAGCUUCACCAAUCAUCGGGUACUUGCCCUUUGAGGUUCUUGGGACUUCUGGUUACGAUUACUAUCAUGUGGAUGACUUGGAGCUUAUAGCGCGGUGUCAUAAGCAAUUAAUGCAGUUUGGGAAGGGUAAAUCCUGCUACUAUCGGUUUCUAAGCAAGGGUCAGCAGUGGAUCUGGCUCCAGACACACUACUUCAUUACAUACCACCAGUGGAACUCCAAGCCAGAGUUCAUAGUGUGCACUCACACAGUCGUCAGUUAUGCGGAGGUGCGAGCGGAGAGGAGGAGAGAGUUUGGCUUGGAGGAGACGUCCCCUGACAUGGCCACUUCGUCACCCAUGAAGGCUCAGGAGGUGUACCUGGACAUCUGUCCCAAUCUGGACCCCUCCGGACUGGACAGGACGAGCGGGGCACGCUCAGUGUCCUCCCACAGCUCCCGGAAGUCCUCCCACACGGCCCUGUCCGACACGGCAUCAGCCAACUCAUCUUUGCGGUACACAGAUGCUUGCACACCAUCACGGCAGUCUGCAUCCAUCGCUGGGACAGAGAAGAAUUUGUCCAGACUCGCACCCAGUAGUGCAAAGUUGCAGCAACAACAACAGAAGCCACAGCAGCAGCAACAGUCCAUGUACCAGCAGCAGCCUCCUGAGCCUCAGCUAGGUGUCAUGCACCAGCUCAAGGAGCAGCUGGAGGAGAGGACACGCAUCCUGCAGAUGGACAUCAAGACUCAGCAACAGGAGCUGCAUGACAUCAAGGAGAAGCUGCAGCUGGCUAACCUCCAGAUGUUGUUACAGCAGCCGGUCCACAGUGACUUUGGCCAGGUCCAACAGCAGCAGCAACAGCCUCAGCAUCAGGGUCCAGGGAGGCCAGCCCAGCAGCAGCAGCAGGCCCAGUCUGGGGUGAUCAGGCAGGCUUCGAGCCACUCCAAACAGCCUCUUCAUGGAGCCCACGGCUCGUCCCCUCACUCUCUCCUCACAGAGCACAGCACACCCUCCCCUCAGGUGCAGCAGAGGUUGAUAAGGAGUGCAGGCGGGCAGAUGCAGGCAGUCAGUCUCCCGGUGCAGACCCAUGCCAACUUAACCAUGCCCUUCUACAGCAACCCCAUGAUGUUCUCUCAGCAGACAACCACACAGGCACUGCAGGACGUAAACCAAAGACACUCAGACUCUGAGUUUAGCCAAGAGAGACAGCUACGCAUGCUGCUCAACCAGCCAGUGCAGACACUCGUACCUGAUAGCCGUGUUAGCUCCCAGGCUUCCCAGUGCAACACAGCCAUCCAGCAAACCAAAUACACCCUGGAGCAGCAGAUGAUGACCCCGUCGUUUCCCAUGCAGCAUGUGAACUGCAACGCUGUCCUGGUCCCCUCUCCCGUCUUCACGUCCUCUAUCAUGAUCCCUCACAACAGCUUUAUCACGCACCAGGCCCAGCCCACCUACCAUGCUCAGCAGCAGGCCUGCCAGCACUCUCUGCAGCUGCAGCAGCCCCAGCAGUUCUUUCAGAUGCAGCCCCAAGGACUCUUACACAGUGGAACUACUCAGGCUUUUUUCCACGCUACUAAUGUCCCACAGCAAGGUACUGUCAGUUAUAUUCAACAACAACCGCAGCAACAACAACAACCGCAACAACAGCAGCAACAACAGCAGCAACAGCGGCAACACCACCAUUCCCAAAACCAGUCUGGCAGCCUUUCAGACUUCCGAAAUAUGCUCACUCAGUAGCACCGAAGACGCAAACAGAGUGGUGAGAUAUCUUCUGAAACGUAUUGUUACAGGUUUGGUGGCAGAAUUCUAUGGGAUGCAUAGAAGACACAGCGAGGCAUAUUUGGUCCCAUGCUGUGCUGUGUUCUUCACUGUUAAAGAAGCCGUUGUGGGUUUUUUUACACAGCAAAAACAAAACGUGAAAAUGAUAAUAUUCGCUGCAGCAACAUCUCUGUCCCACUCAAUAUAUAAUAAUAAUAAUAAUAUAUGCCAUUUAGCUGACGCUUUUAUCCAAAGCGACUUACAGUCAUGUGUGCAUACAUUCUACGUAUGGGUGGUCCCGGGAAUCGAACCCACAACCCUGGCGUUACAAGCGCCAUGCUCUACCAACUGAGCCACAGAAGGACCACUGUGCUACUGGAGGCCAUGCUUACUCAUCAUAUUUCAUCAUGACACUGCUGGAUGGAAAAAAAACUAUCAAAGUAAUCAACAUGAAAACCGUGCUGCUGUGUGUUUUCAUGCAGAUGUGUUUUCAACAAAAAGAGAGAUUGUUAGGUGAGCCUUGUUGUGCACUGACUGCACUGUGGUCAUACCAUCUGUCCUCUUGUUUCCAGAGAGUAAACACAUGCAGUGAGCAUUUACUCCUUCAAAGUUGCAUCUUCAUUUCACAUGAAAAACACUUGUCUGUAGGUUAUGGUUUUGCUGUGCAUACAUAUAUUUGUUUUGACAUAGGAAGACUAUUACGAAACAGUAGUUUCAACGAAACAUAAAGGAAGGGGUUCAUUUUGAUGUUGGACGUGUCGUCUUUUCAUCAAACAUUCAAUCAGCCACUCCCAGACAUAGUUGAUAUCAUUAUUAAACACUGAAGUAUAUUCACCACUCAACACUAUUAGUCCAUGUUUGGGGGAAAAAUAUUUUGCAUGACUGACACAGCAACAAAUGCCCUCAUACAAUUACUAUUAUUUUCAUUAUAGAAUCAAAUAUUUAGACAUGAUUUUUUUCUAAAAGUGAACAAUAGUACCAAUUAGUUAUGGCAACUUUUGUAUUCAAUAAUUCAUAAAAAUCAAGCUUCAUAUUCUUUAUCCACACCUUAAUGGAAAGAGCAAACAUUAUUAGUAGACUACCAUAGCAUGUUUGUUUGUUUAUCAUACAUUUCUAAACAAAUUUAAGCUGUUCUACUGGGUGCGUUUUUAAUCAGGCAUUGAAAGAUAAGUCAAUAAGGUCUUAAAUGCAUUAACAGCUACUAACAGCACAGUAACAGUAGUUUGUUGCCCAAAUCACCUAAGAACUAAUUGUUUUGUAUCAAGUGUAACAGAUGCUGCAAUGAUUAGGAAGACAUCACUAAUAUAUUGUAGUUGUCUUACAUUGAUUAUGUAUACUUUCAUAACGUAAUUCUUUUCUCAGGUUAUUUGUGGAAACAAAUAUUCUCAGUAUUACAUUAACAAUUUGUACUUUUCAUAAUUUGUUGGUUACAGUUGAAUUGUCUAUAUUUGGUAAUCUUUGCAAUUCAGCAGAAUGUUGUUGAUUUUUGGACUAUAGAGACUAGAAGUGUAUUUAUCCAUGAAUGAGUAAUUAUGUCCAUACACUGGUGAUUUUAGGAAUACUGGGUAUGAAGAAAAUACUAACCAGAGACAAAUGGCCUGCUAAUGUAAAUGACAAUCAAACUGACCACUUAAAAUAAUACUACGUAUUUCCUAUUUACUUUUUUUUCUUCAAGUUCCAUAAGUUUUCCCCAAAUAACUACAACAGUAGGUAUCUGACUUGAGUUGCCCUACCCCCAUUAGAUAUUGUAAUAUUUGAAUGGGAAAGUCCUACUGUGAAACACUUAUAUCCUGUCAAACAAAGAGGGAAAUGUAUGCCUCAAUUUCCCUUUACACUCACUAGCCAUAACAAAAUGGAACAACAUAUUGGAAUUCUAAUCAAAACUAAAUGUGCCAUUUCACAUGAAGUGAAGGUUGAAAUGCAUUGUGGAGUGAUAAGAAUCUUAAAUUGUACAACGUUUAUGACAAUCCUACCAAUCUCUGCUGUGGACAUUGAGUCGCUAUCACUUCAUCGGUUACAGUCACUCUCACGAAGACUGGUGCUGUUCAUCUUGGUUGAAGAGAUCAAACAAAGUUCUAGAAUUCUUAUAGUAUGUGUCGUUUUAAUUUAGAAGAAAUUAUUUAUGCUGUUGAAAUUAUGCUUCUAGGCAAGUAUGUACUCAUGUAAAAAAAAGAGAAAAAAAAGAGAUAUAGUUGAUAACUAUAAACUAAUGUACUAUGUGAAUUAAAUGGAAAUAUCUUUAACAUUCCUUCAACCAUGAAUAUCAGCAGUAUCUUUACUGAGGUACAGCUUGUAUCUGCUGAAGACUUUGUUAGAAUGGCUUAAUCUACACUAAAGACUCAGGUCAACUUUUCUCAGAGUGAUGCUGGCAUCAGGAAAGGGGGCCAUAUUAGAUUCAGUAAAAACUUGUUGGCCUCUUGCUGGGGUCAGCCCAACAUAAACAUUGUUUUAAGCGAUAUGAGGAACACAUUGUUUCAACAUAGUUUUACUGUGUCAGUUUGUUAUUACUCUAAAGACACAACAGUGACUCUAUUCAAGACCUAGAUGCAGAUUUGUUUAGAAACGGUCCUGUUAACAUACCCAAUUCUUUUUAAAUCCUGUUUGUUGAUAGUCAGCAAAAUAUGUCCCCAGGUUGGCCUCCACUCAACCUUAUCAUUCAGAAAAUAUCUCAGUUGUUGGUUCAAUGUGCGCAAUUCCCAAUCAUAUAGUAAACUGCCUUUUGAAGCUGGUUGAAGGAACAUGUAGUGUAUGUUUAAUUAUCAAGCUCAUAGAAUAAUAGUAAACCAUUUUCUCAAAAUUGUCCAGUGUGCUCUCUAGCUAACUGUAGUUUAUCCUCCAUCUUGUGUAAAGAAUUUGCUUUAGUUGCCCCUAUUUGCACCCACAGGCAGUUUUUCCAUUAACCCAGUCCCACAGAUGAUUUCCCACAGAGGUCAUACUGAUAGCCAUUGUGUGUUUGCUGUGUAUUGCUUCAGUUUAUACAAAAGUUCAUGUUUAUUGGUAUUUGUUUGUUAAUUGUGAUUGCUACACUAGAUCAAAUGGUACUGUUUCUCUCUUUGAUUCUGUUGAAUCUGUCUCCCCAGCAGUAGAAUAUGCACUUUGUGUUUUAUCGUUUGACUGUUGUUUUAUGUUCAUUGAUUCUUCAUCAAGUGUCAUUCUUUUUGUGACCUUCAUUUUUACAUUUCUGACCUUUUAGACGUGACUGCGCAUCCUUGCAGUAUAUGGGGUGGAGAGUCCAUGAAUGAAUACUGUAUAAAAUGUGCCAGGAAGAAGUAAGACACAAACAAAAAAGAACCUGGUACUGUACAUAACAGCCAUUUCAUUGCAGAAAACUAAUUGAAAAUAUUGUAUCAUAGAAUGUACAAAAAAAUGUUUAGAUUAUAUAGUUAUUUUAUAAGAUGUCAAAUAGAUUGAAUAUGUAUGUAUGUAUGUAUGUAUGUAUGUAUGUAUGUAUGUAUGUAUGUUACAUGAUUUUAAAGUAAAACAAACAGAAGUAUUUUGUAACACAUUAUUAAAGUGUCUUAUUGGGGAGCUGAGUUUUUUAUUUUCUUCAAUUCAGCAAGUUGGUGUUGCACAGUUGAUAUUGUAUGGCUUGUUUUUCUCUAUGUAUAUACCAUCAAAAAUAAAAUUGUAACAUAUUAAUAUUGUUUUAAAAUAAAUUAAUUUAAAAAGUUUA
Molecule: messenger RNA, 6766 nt
Organism: Oncorhynchus keta (chum salmon)
Lineage: Eukaryota; Metazoa; Chordata; Actinopteri; Salmoniformes; Salmonidae
Product: neuronal PAS domain-containing protein 2-like
Exons: 21
Coding region: 472-3072 (866 amino acids)
Biological process (GO): circadian regulation of gene expression; regulation of transcription by RNA polymerase II
Cellular component (GO): cytoplasm; CLOCK-BMAL transcription complex; nucleus
Molecular function (GO): protein dimerization activity; RNA polymerase II cis-regulatory region sequence-specific DNA binding; DNA-binding transcription factor activity, RNA polymerase II-specific
Source: RefSeq, a predicted model, not a curated record